GACAGAUUUAUUAAAAAUCCAACCAAUCAGACAAAAGCCUCACACCUCUCUAUUGGGAUCUGAAUCUUCACUUUCUCUGAGAUUCUUUUGUACGAAGAAAAAAAAGAACAGAGGAGAAGAAGAAGAAGAAGAAGAAAAAUGCCGCAUGGAACGCUUGAAGUUGUUCUUGUCAGUGCCAAAGGUCUCGAGGAUUCUGAUUUUCUGAAUAGCAUGGAUCCUUAUGUGCUCCUCACAUGCCGGACUCAAGAUCAGAAGAGCAAUGUUGCAUCAGGACAAGGCACAACUCCGGAAUGGAACGAGACAUUUAUCUUCAAUGUCUCUGAAGGAACUACAGAGUUAAAAGCCAAAAUCUUUGACACAGAUGUUGGCACGGAGGAUGAUCCCCUUGGUGAAGCAACUAUUUCACUGGAGGCGGUUUUCUUGGAAGGAGAUAUCCCACCAUCUGCAUACAAUGUGGUGAAGGAUGAAGAGUUCAAAGGCGAGAUCUGGAUCGCACUAUCCUUCAAACCUUCGGAAAACCGAAGCAGGGGUUUCGAAGAGGAGUCUUAUGGAGGCUGGAAAAACUCUGAAGCAUCUUACUAAAGAGAAAUAACAUCAAAUACUCUUUAAUUUGUUGUCUUGGGAAUAAAAUGUUGAGCUAACCUGUGACACCCGCC
Molecule: messenger RNA, 656 nt
Organism: Brassica oleracea var. oleracea
Lineage: Eukaryota; Viridiplantae; Streptophyta; Magnoliopsida; Brassicales; Brassicaceae
Product: C2 domain-containing protein At1g63220-like
Exons: 5
Coding region: 139-582 (147 amino acids)
Source: RefSeq, a predicted model, not a curated record